Messenger RNA from Cuculus canorus (common cuckoo), 2622 nucleotides. It is a transcript of the gene EXTL1, whose product is annotated as exostosin like glycosyltransferase 1. Gene Ontology annotation, cellular component: membrane; Golgi apparatus. Gene Ontology annotation, molecular function: glucuronosyltransferase activity; acetylglucosaminyltransferase activity. The transcript is spliced from 10 exons. Bases 206 to 2497 code for a protein of 763 amino acids. NCBI's taxonomy places the organism in Eukaryota, Metazoa, Chordata, Aves, Cuculiformes, Cuculidae. The record is from RefSeq and is a predicted model, not a curated record.
GGCCCUGAAACGCCAGCGCAGCCCCCGUUGGAGGGGGCAGCAGGAGGACUGAGGGGGUCAUCCACGCUCCCAGGGCUGCGAGGACCACGGGACAAUACCUGGGGAUUGGGAGCCAUCCCAACGUCUGCUUGGGUUUGGGACGCUGGUCUGAAAGGACGCUGGUGCCCAUCCAACCCGAUGAGGAGCCGGGGCUGCGCAUGAACCUAUGCAGACCAGGAAGAAAUACAUUUUCCUGACUUUCCUUGCCUCUUGGCUCCUGCUUUUCUUCUUUGGAGGAAACCAACUGCGCCGUUUCGCUUUCUUUUCUGGGAGGAAAGGUGAAGCUCAGAGGAAUUGGCCCCGCUGGACGGAUCGGUCCCUUCUCAAAAGCUUUGCAGACCCUGAGGAGCUCCAGAGCGAUGAGGACCCCUCGCUGCCACCGCCUCGGGCACGGCGGGCGGCGCGGCUGAGCAUCUACAAGAACAGUAGAUGUCGGAUGGAAACCUGCUUCGACUUCUCCAGGUGUGAGAAGCACGGCUUCAAAGUCUUCACCUACCCCCGGGAGAAGGAUCAGCCCCUCUCGGAGAGUUAUGGCAAAAUCCUUACCUCCAUCGAGCGCUCUCGCUACUACACCCCGAACCCCGAGGAAGCCUGCCUCUUCAUCCUCAGCAUCGACACGCUUGACCGUGACCACCUCUCGGGUCAAUAUGUCCGUAAUGUCGAUGAGAAAAUCCGCAGCUUCCCACUCUGGAACGGCGGCCGUAACCACCUCAUCUUCAACCUCUACUCGGGCACUUGGCCCAAUUACACUGAGGACUUGGGCUUUGACAUCGGCCAAGCCCUCCUGGCCAAAGCCAGCUUCUACACCGAGAGCUUCAGGCCAGGCUUUGACAUCUCCAUCCCUCUCUUCCCUAAGGACCACCCGCAACGCGGUGGGGAGAGAGGGUGGUUGUACCAGGACUCCAUCCCCCCGAGAAAGAAAUACUUGUUGGUGUUCAAGGGGAAGCGAUACCUGACCGGCAUCGGUUCCGGCACCAGGAACGCGUUGCACCACAUCCAUAACGGGAAGGACAUCAUCUCGCUCACCACCUGCAAGCACGGCAAGGACUGGCAGAAGCACAAGGACACGCGCUGUGACAAGGAUAACGUCGACUAUGAAAAGUUCGACUACCAGGAGCUGCUGCACAACUCCACCUUCUGCAUCGUCCCCCGGGGCAGGCGCUUGGGCUCCUUCCGAUUCCUGGAGGCUCUGCAGGCUGCCUGCAUCCCCGUGCUGCUGAGUGAUGGCUGGGAGCUGCCCUUCGCCGAAGCCAUCGACUGGGGCAAAGCCGCUGUCGUGGGCAACGAGAAGCUGCUGCUGCAGAUCCCCUCCGCCGUCCGCUGCAUCCACCCCGAGCGCGUGCUGGCUUUCCAGCAGCAGACCCAGUUCCUCUGGGACGCAUACUUCUCCUCCGUCGACAAGAUCGUGCACACCACCUUGGAGAUCAUCAAGGACCGGCUGCUCCCUCACCGCUCCCGUUCCCGAUUCCUCUGGAACGCGCUGCCCGGGGGGCUCCUGGCCCUGCCUGACUUCUCCACCCACCCUGGGGACUUUCCCUUCUACUACCUGCAGCAUGGCUCCAGUCCCUCUGAGAAGUUCACGGCUCUCAUCCGGGCUGUCUCGCCGUCGGGGUCCCUCUCCCAGCCCCUCCUCAGGCUCAUCCAGGCCGUCUCUGGAUCGCAGUAUUGUGCCCAGAUCCUGGUGCUGUGGAGCUACGAGAAGCCACCACCGCCACGUGGGAAAUGGCCCCAGACCACCGUGCCUCUGACCAUCAUCCAGGGCAGGAGGAAGCUCAGCGACCGCUUCUUCCCCUACGCAGCCAUCCAGACGGAUGCCGUGCUGGGCCUGGACGAGCACACCAGCCUCUCAACCAGCGAGGUGGACUUUGCCUUUGUGGUGUGGCGCAGCUUCCCCGAGCGCAUCGUGGGCUUCCUCACACAGAGCCAUUUCUGGGAUGCUGAGCAGAGGCGCUGGGGCUACACCUCGAAGUGGACCAACGAGCUCUCCAUCGUCCUCACUGCUGCCGCCUUCUACCACAGGUAUUACCACAGCCUCUUCAUGGAAUACCUGCCGGCGGGGCUGCGGGACCUGGUGGACAGCUUGUCCGCCUGCGAGGACAUCCUGAUGAACGUCCUGGUGGCUGCUGUCACCAAGCUGCCGCCCAUCAAGGUCUCUCAGCGCAGGCAGCACAAGGAGACUGUGCCCCAGCAGGUAGCGUGCAAGGAGGGGACUGCGGGGACCACCGCAGCGUGGGAGCAGAGCCCCUCAUCCCGACGUUCCUCUCUCGACAAGGUGAAGGGCACGGCAGGGACAACCGGCAGCCGGCAUUUCUACCAGCGGCAGGACUGCCUCAACCAGUUGGCGGACUGGUUUGGGUCUAUGCCCCUCGUGUCCUCCCAGCUGCGCCUCGACCCUGUCCUCUUCAAGGACCAGGUCUCCGUCCUGCGCAAGAAAUACCCUCGCUUGGAAAAACCCUGAGGGCUGCUGGGGAUCGGGGUCAGGGCCGGCUCUGGGUGCUCGGAGCCCUCCCGGUCGCUGCUGACGGGGUUUUACUCGUUAUUGGGAUUUACCAGUGCAAUAAAGGUGAGUGGAGGCGCAGCGUC